This is a messenger RNA of Porites evermanni, 22187 nucleotides long. Lineage: Eukaryota; Metazoa; Cnidaria; Anthozoa; Scleractinia; Poritidae. The record is from the annotation of a GenBank genome assembly.
AUGUUAAUUGGACACGCACCACCUGAAGACGGUUCAACCAUUGAAAUACAAGAGAUCACGUCAUCACCUUUAAAUCAAACAGAGAAUAAAGUACCAGUUAUUGAGACUACUAAAUUACCCACCCCGUUAGACACUCGACUUGAAAGUGAGACACCACCGCCAAACCUUGCACAAAUUGGCAGUGAACAAACCCCAUCUGAAGAGGCUACAAGUGAAUCACAAUCUGAAGAGUCCACCAGUGAAUCACCAUCUCAAGAGACGACAAGUGAGUCGCCAUCUAAACAGGGCACAAGUAAACCAACAUCUAAAGAGGCCACAAGUGAAUCACCUUCUCAAAAGACAACAGGUGAAUCACCAUCUGAAGAGGCCACAAGUGAAUCGCCAUCUAAAAAGGCCACUAGUAGAUCACCGUCUAAAGAGACCACAAGUAGGCCACCGUCUGAAAAGCCCAAAAGUAAAUCACCACUUGAGGAGGCCACGAGUAAAUCCCCAUCAGAGGUGGCACCAAAUGAGUCACCAUCUGAGAAGGAAUCCAGUGGAUCACAAUCUGAAGAGAAAACCAGUGAAUCACCAUCUGAAAAGGCAACAAGUGAAUCACAAUCUGAAGAUGGCACAAGUGAGACGUCAUCUGAGGAGGCAACAAGCGAGUUACCAUCUGAAGAGGCAACAAGUAAGUCACCAUCUGAGAAGGCAACAAGUGAAUCACAAUCUGAGGACGCAACAAGUGAGUCACCAUCUGAGGGAGCAACAAGUCAGUCACCAUCUGACGAGGUAACAAGCAAGUUACCAUCUGAAACGGCAAAAAGUGAGUCACCAUCUGAGGAGACAAUAAGUGAGUCCCCAUCUGAAGACGCAACAAGUCAGUCACCAUCUGAGAAGGCAACAAGUGAGUCACCAUCUGAAGAAGCAACAAGUGAGUCACUAUAUGAGGAGGCAACAAGUGAGUCACCAUCUGAAGAGGCAACAAGUGAAUCACAAUCUGAGAAGGCAACAAGGAAGUCACAAUCUGAAGAGGCAACAAGUCAGUCACCAUCUAGGGAGGCAAUAAGCGAGUUACAAUCUGAAGAAGCAACAAGUGAGUCACCAUCUGAAGAGGCAACAAGUGAAUCACCAUCUAAGGAGGAACCAAGUGAGUCACCAACUGAAGAGCCAACAAGUGAGUCACCAUCUGAAGAGGCAAUAAGCGACUUACCAUCUAAGGAGGCUACAAGUUCAUCACCAUCUCAGGAGGCAACAAGUUCAUCACCAUCUGAAGAGGCCACAAGUGAGUCACCAUCUGAAGAGGCAAUAAGUGAGUCACCACCUGAAGAGGCAACAACUGAAUCAUUAUCUCAAGAGGCAACAAGUGAGUCACCAUCUAAAAAAGCCACAAGUGAGUCACCAUCUGACGAGGCAACAAGUGAGUCACCAUCUGAAGGGGCUACAAGUGAGUCACCGUCUGAAGAGGCAACAGGCGAGUCACCAUCCCAGGGGGCGACAAGUAAAUCACCAUCUGAAGAGGCCACAAGUGAGUCACCAUCUGAAGAGGCAAAAGGUGAGUCACCAUCUGAAAAGGCAACAAGUGAGUCACCAUCUGACGAGGCAACAAGUGAGUCACCAUCUGAAGAGACUACAAGUGAGUCACCAUCAGAAGAGGCAACAAGCGAGUUACCAUCUAAGGAGGCUACAAGUGAGUCACCAUCUCAGGAGGCAACAAGUGAAUCACCAUCUGAAGAGGCCACAAGUGAGUCACCAUCUGAAGAGGCAACAAGUGAGUCACCACCUGAAGACGCAACAAGUGAAUCAUCUCAGGAAGCAACAAGUGAGUCACCAUCUGAAGAGGCCACAAGUGAGACACCAUCUGAAAAGACAAGUGAGUCACCAUCUCAAAAGGCAACAAGUGAGUCACCAUCUAAAGAGGCUACAAGUGAGUCACCAUCUGAACAGGCAACACGCGAGUCACCAUCUCGGGAGGCAACAAGUAAAUCAAAAUCUGAAGAGGCCACCAGUGAAUCACCAUCUGAAGAGGCCACAAAUGAGACACCAUCUGAGGAGGCAACAAGUGAGUCACCAUCUGAAAAGGCAACAAGUGAGUCACCAUCUAAAGAGGCUACAAGUGAAUCACCAUCUGAAGAGGCCACAAGCGAGUCACCAUCUGAAGAGGCAACAAGUGAGUCACCAUCUGACGAGGCAACAAGUAAGUCACCAUCUGAAGAGGCUACAAGUGAGUCACCAUCAAAAGAGGCAACAAGCGAGUUGCCAUCUAAGGAGGCUACAAGUGAGUCACCAUCUCAGGAGGCAACAAGUGAAUCACCAUCUGAAGAGGCCACAAGGGAGUCACCAUCUAAAGAGCCAACAAGUGAGUCACCAUCAGAAGAGGCAACAAGCGAGUUACCAUCUGAGGAGGCUACAAGUGAGUCAUCAUCUCAGGAGGCCACAAGUGAGUCACCAUCUGAAGAGGCCACAAAUGAGACACCAUCUGAAGAGGCAACAAGUGAGUCACCAUCUGACGAGGCAACAAGCGAGUCACCACCUGAAGAGGCAACAGGUGAAUCACUACCUCAGGACGCAACAAGUGAAUCACCAUCUGAAGAGGCCACAAGUGAGUCACCAUCUGAAAAGGCAACAAGUGAGUCACCAUCUGAAGAAGCAACAAGUGAAUCACCAUCUGAAAAGGCAACAAGUGAGUCACCACCUGAAGAGGCAACAAGUGAGUCAACAUCUGAAGAGGCAAGAAGUGAGUCACCAUCUGAGAAGGCAACAAGUGAGUCAGCAUCUGACGAGACAACAACUGAGUCACCAUCUGAGGAGGCCACAAGUGAGUCACCAGCUGAAGAGGCCACAAGUGAAUCACCAUCUGAAGAGGCCAGAACUGAAUCACCAUCUGAGGAGGCCGUAAGUGAAUCACCAUCUGAAGAGGGUAUAAGUGAGUUACCAUCUCAGGAGGCAACAAGUGAAUCACCAUCUGAAGAGGCCACAAGUGAGUCACCAUCUGAAGAGUCAACAAGUGAGUCACCAGCUGAAGAGGCCACAAGUGAAUCACCAUCUGAAGAGGCCAGAACUGAAUCACCAUCUGAGGAGACCGUAAGUGAAUCACCGUCUGAAGAGGCCACAAGUGAGUCGCCAUUUGAAGAGGCAACAAGUGAAUCACCUGCUGAGGAGGCGACAAGUGAAUCAGCAGCUGAGGAGGCGACAAGUGAAUCACCAUCUAAGGAGGCCACAAGUGAAUCACCAUCUGAGGAGGCCACAAGUGAGUCACCAUUUGAGGAGGCAACAGGUGAGACACUAUCUAAAGAGACAGCAAGUGAAUCACCAGCUGAGGAGGCCACAAGUGAAUCACCAUAUGAGGAGGGAACAAGUGAGUCACCAUCUAAAGAGGCAACAAGUGAGUCCCCAUCUGAAGUUAACACAAGUCAAUCACCGUAUGAGGACGCAACAAGUGAAUCACCAUCUGAAGAGGCCACAAGUGAAUCACCAUCUGAGGGGGCAACAAGUGAUUCACUAUCUGAAGAUGCCACAAGUGAAUCACCAUCUAAGGAGACAUCAAGUGAGUCACCAUCUGAAGGGGCCACAAGUAAAUCACGUUCUGAGGAGGCAACAAGUGAAUCACAUUCUGAAGAGGCCACAAGUGAGUCGUUAUCUUGGGAGACAACAACUUCUCCACCAUCUGAACAGGCCACAAGUGAAACAGCCUCUGAGAAGGGUACAGGUGAAUCGCCAUCUGACGAGGCGACGAGUGAAUCACCGUCUGAAGACCCGACAAGUCAAUCGCCAUCUGUAGAGACCACAAGCGAAUCAACAUCUGUAGAGACCACAGGUGAAUCACCGUUUAAAGAGAGAACAAGUGAAUCAGCAUCUGAGGAGGCCACAGGUGAUUCGCCAUCUGAGGAGACAGCUAGUGAGUCACCAUCUCAGAAGGUCACAGGAAAAUCGCCGUCUGAGGAGACAACUAGUGAGUCACCAUCUGAAAAAGGAACAAGUGAAAUGCUAUCUGAAGAGGCCACAACUGAUUCACCAUCUGUAGAGGCAAAAAGUGAAUCCCCAUCGGGAGAGCCAACAAGUGAAUCACCAUCUGAAGAGGCCACAAGUGAAUUACUAGCUGAAGAGGCAACAAGUGGGUCAUCAACUCCGGCACUUACAAGCGAAUCAUCUUCGCAAGAGGUCCUCACUGAGGUCCCUCUCAAGACACCAGCAAGUGAGUCGCCUCUUAAAGUAUCUACCCGGAAAUUCCUUUCUGAAGCCGUUAGUGAAGUACCUUCUAUGGGGUUAUCGAGUGAAUCACCUUCUGAAGAAGGAAACACGGUAUCACCAUCUUCAGCAGUCAGAAGUAAAAAUCCCUCGUCAAGGGGAACACCUGAAUUACUUGUUAGGACAUUACCUGUUCAAACUGAGAACCCUAAUGAUGUAGCGGCUCAAAAGAAAUUCACGACAACAGCAUCCACACAGGCCUCAAGUCAGUCACCAUCUGAAAAGGCUACAAGUGAAUCGCCAUCUGAAGAAGCGACAAGUGAGUCACAAUCUAAAGAAAGUACGAGUGUAUCACCAUCGAAAGAGGGCACAACUGAAUCACCAUCUCACCAGCCCUUAAGUGAACCACCAUCUGAAGAGACAAGUGAAUUACCAUCUGAGGACACAUCACCUGCGUCACCAUCUGAAGAGACAAAAACUGAAUUACCUAGUGAAAAGGCCACAAGUAAGUCACCAUCUGAAGACCGCACUACUGAAUCGCCAUAUAAAGAAGCCACAACUCAAAAAGCCACAACUGAGCUACAAUCAGAAAAUGCAUCAACGAGUGCAUUGCCAUCUGAGGAGGCCACAAGUGAUUCGCCAUCUGAAAAAGCAUCAAGUGAGUCUUCUGAAGAGGCGACAACUGAAUUACCAUCUGAAAAAGCCACGACUGUACCACCAUCUGAAAAGGUUACAACUGAUUUACCCCAUAAAGAGGCCACAACUAAAUCACCCUCUAAAGAUCCUACAACUGAGUUACCACAUGAGGAGGUUACAACUGAAUCACCAUUUGAAGAGGCCACAAGCGAAUCAUUACUUGAAGACGCCACAAGUGAAUCACCAUCUGGAGAGACAACAAGUGAGUCCCCAUCUGUGGAGGCCACGAAUGAAUCGCCAUCUGAAAAAGCGACCAGUGAAUCACAAUCUAAAAAGGCGACCAGUGAAUCACCAUCGGAGGAGAUAACAAGUGAAUUACCAUCUGAGGAGGCCACAAGUGAGUCGCCAUCCGACGAGGUAACAAGUGAGUCUUUUUCUGAACAGGUGACAACUAAAUUACCAUCUCAAAAGGCGACAACUGUACAAACAUCUGAAAAAGCCAAAACUGAAUUACCAUCUGAAGGGGCCAAAAGUGAAUUACCUUCUGAACAGGUCAUAACUGAGUCACCAUCUGUAGAGGCCAGAACUAAAACACCUUCUAAAGAUCCUACAACUGAUUCACCAUAUGAAGAGGUCACAAGUGAAUCACCACUUGAAGAGGCCACAAGCGACUCAUUCUCUAAAGAGGCCAUAAGUGAAUCACCAUCUGACGAAGCCACAAGUGAGUCCACAACUGAAGAAGCCACAAGUCAGUCACCAUCUGAAGAGACUACAAGCGAGUCACCAUCUACAGAGGCUACAAGUGAAUCACCAUCUGAAGAAGCUGAAAGUGGAUCAACAUCUGAAGAGGCCACAAGUCAAUCAAUAUCUGAAGAGGCUACAAGUGGGUCACCAUCUGAAGAGAAAACGAAUAAAUCACCAUCUGAAGAGACCACAAGUGAGUCACCAUCUAAAGACGCUACAAGUGAGUCACCAUCGGAAGCGGCUACAAGUGAAUCAACAUCUGAAGUGACUACAAGUGAAUCAACAUCUGAAGAGACCACAAGUAAAGUACCAUCAGAAGAGGCCACAAGAGAUUCACCAUAUGAAGAGGCUACAAGUCAGUCACCAUAUAAAGAGACUACAAGUGAGUCACCAUCUGAAGAGGCCACAAGUGAGUCACCAUCUGAAGAGGCCACAAGUGAUUCACCAUAUAAAGAGACUACAAGUGAGUCACCAUCUGAAGAGGCCACAAGUGAGUCACCAUCUGAAGAAGCUACAAGUGAAUCACCAUCUGAAAAGACUACAAGUGAAUCAACAUCUGGAGAGGCUACAAGUCGGUCACCAUCUGAAGAGACUACAAUUGAGUCACCAUCUGAUGAAGCUACAAGUGAGUCGCCAUCUGAAGAGGCCAUGAGUCAAUCACCAUCUGAAGAGGCUACAAGUGAGUCACCAUCUGAAGAGGCCACAAGUGAGUCACCAUCUGAAGAAGCUACAAGUGAGUCACCAUCGGAGGCGGCUACAAGUGAAUCAACAUCUGAAGUGACUAAAAGUGAAUCAACAUCUGAAGAGGCUACAAGUGGGUCACCAUCUGAAAAGGCUACAAGUGAGUCACCAUCUGAAGAAGCUACAAGUGAAUCACCAUCUGAAAAGACUACAAGUGAAUCAACAUCUGGAGAGGCUACAAGUCGGUCACCAUCUGAAGAGACUACAAUUGAGUCACCAUCUGAUGAAGCUACAAGUGAGUCGCCAUCUGAAGAGGCCAUGAGUCAAUCACCAUCUGAAGAGGCUACAAGUGAGUCACCAUCUGAAGAGGCCACAAGUGAGUCACCAUCUGAAGAAGCUACAAGUGAGUCACCAUCGGAGGCGGCUACAAGUGAAUCAACAUCUGAAGUGACUAAAAGUGAAUCAACAUCUGAAGAGGCUACAAGUGGGUCACCAUCUGAAGAGGCUACAAGUGAGUCACCAUCUGAAGAAGCUACAAGUGAAUCACCAUCUGAAAAGACUACAAGUGAAUCAACAUCUGGAGAGGCUACAAGUCGGUCACCAUCUGAAGAGACUACAAUUGAGUCACCAUCUGAUGAAGCUACAAGUGAGUCGCCAUCUGAAGAGGCCAUGAGUCAAUCACCAUCUGAAGAGGCUACAAGUGAGUCACCAUCUGAAGAGGCCACAAGUGAGUCACCAUCUGAAGAAGCUACAAGUGAGUCACCAUCGGAGGCGGCUACAAGUGAAUCAACAUCUGAAGUGACUAAAAGUGAAUCAACAUCUGAAGAGGCUACAAGUGGGUCACCAUCUGAAAAGGCUACAAGUGAGUCACCAUCUGAAGAAGCUACAAGUGAAUCACCAUCUGAAAAGACUACAAGUGAAUCAACAUCUGGAGAGGCUACAAGUCGGUCACCAUCUGAAGAGACUACAAUUGAGUCACCAUCUGAUGAAGCUACAAGUGAGUCGCCAUCUGAAGAGGCCAUGAGUCAAUCACCAUCUGAAGAGGCUACAAGUGAGUCACCAUCUGAAGAGGCCACAAGUGAGUCACCAUCUGAAGAAGCUACAAGUGAGUCACCAUCGGAGGCGGCUACAAGUGAAUCAACAUCUGAAGUGACUAAAAGUGAAUCAACAUCUGAAGAGGCUACAAGUGGGUCACCAUCUGAAAAGGCUACAAGUGAGUCACCAUCUGAAGAAGCUACAAGUGAAUCACCAUCUGAAAAGACUACAAGUGAAUCAACAUCUGGAGAGGCUACAAGUCGGUCACCAUCUGAAGAGACUACAAUUGAGUCACCAUCUGAUGAAGCUACAAGUGAGUCGCCAUCUGAAGAGGCCAUGAGUCAAUCACCAUCUGAAGAGGCCACAAGUGAGUCACCAUCUGAAGAGGCCACAAGUGAGUCACCAUCUGAAGAGGCCACAAGUGAGUCAACAUCUGAAGAGGCUACAAGUGAGUCAACAUUUGAAGAGGCUACAAGUGAGACACCAUCUGAUGAUGCCACAAGUGAAUCACCAUCUGAAGUGGCUACAAUUGAGUCAGCAACUGAAGAUGCCACAACGGAGUCACCAUCGGAAAAUGCCACAAGUGAAUCAUCAUCUGAGGAGGCUACAAGUGAGUCACCAACUGAAGAUACUACAAGUGAGUCACCAUCUGAAGAUGGCACAAGUGAGUCACCUUCUGAAGAGGCCACAAGUGAAUCGCCAUCUGAAGAGGCUACAAGUGAGUCACCAUCUGAAGAUGCCACAAGUGAGUCACCAUCUGAGGAGGCUUCAAUUAAGUCACCAAGUGAAGAUGACACAAGUGAGUCACCAUUUGAAGAUGCCACAAGUGAAUCACCAUCUGAAGAGGCCACAAGUGAGUCACCAUCUGAAGAUGCGACAAGUGAGUCACCAUCGGAAGAUGCCACAAGUGAAUCACCAUCUGAGGAGGCUACAAGUGAGUCACCAUCCGAAGAGGCCACAAGUGAAUCAACAUCUGAAGAGGCUACAAGUGAAGCACCAUCUGAAGAGGCCACAAAUGAAUUACCAUCGGAAGAGGUAACAGGUGAAGCAUCCUCUGAAGAGGCUACAAGCGAGUCACCAGCUGAAGAGGCUACAAGUGAGUUACCAUCUGAAGAGGUGAUAAGUGAGUCACCUUCUGAAGAGGCCACAGUUGAAUCGCCAUCUGAAGAGUCCUCAAGCUUAUCAUCUAAGGAGGUACCAAGCGAGUCAUCAUCUGAAGAGGGCAAUAGUGAGUCACCACCUGAAGAUGCGACAAGUGAGUCGCCCUCUGAAGACAGUACGAAGGGAGGAACAUUAGCAGUAGGGGUCACAACUGAGACACGAUCUACGGAUCUCACAACGGAGUCUCCUUCUAGUUCUAUUACUACAAAAAUACCUGUGAGAACCUUAGCACCUGUAACAGAAUCUACCCCGAACGGUGUUGCUCAGGUUAAAGUCUCAACUGGAUCAACAUCGGAGGAGGUCCCUACUGAAAGACCCUCUACAGCGUCAACUGAAAUACACCCAGCGCUCACAACAGCUGUGGCUGAAAAUGAGGUGACGGAGACAACGACAUCGCUUGAUUUGGAGUCUAGCACACAAUCGGUUACUUUGAAAACCGCUGAAUUCACUGAAGUUUAUACAGUUCCUACACCGACAAAAAUGACACCAACGCCGACUUCAGAGAAUGGGCAUUGUAGCGACAAUGGUAACGGUAUCGACAGUUGCAAAGACACUGCCGUCAUUGGCAGAACUAAGGAUAAUAACGGUAAGACAUAGUCAUGACCGUGCUAAGCUUCCUCUCAGAAUAAGCUUGAUAGGCACCUGUUUUAUCGAGAAAACAAAAAAUGAAGUCUUUUUAACUGAUGUCCGUAUUAAGCGGGUUAGUUUUAUAGAAAAUAUACACGCGUUUCGUCGAGACAAUAGAAACCGUCUGUUAUAGGCGGGUCUCCGUAAGGAGGGUACAACUGUACAAGUAAAACCCUCACCAACCUAAAAUGUUUCGAUGCCUCGUUUCUAGUAUAACCUUACGAACGAACGUCCCGGUGAAACAUAACACGGUUGAAAACUGCGGAGAGCUGGGACUACCGAUUGAGCUAGUAGAAGGAGCCGUCAGCUUCAGCCGUCGGCUUCUUUCAAAACUCUUCUUGUCCAAAUACUUUGAUGAUUUAUUGUGGUAUACCGCCAUAGAAUGAGCACCACAUUUGAGGGCAAAAAUAUCAGUAAGCGGCUUACCUGAAUAAGGGCCGCACCCUCCGUGCUUAUUGUCUGGUAUAUAUUUUUUUCUUUUUCAAUGCUGAUUAUUAUGGCAAAAGAUGUUAUUUACUUGGAUUUGGUGGAUGACAUAGACCUCUUUCAUACGCUAUGAAGAAGAAAAGAUUACGUGGUACUGCUAUUUGCAAGUAGGAAGUUUUAAAUAGCACCGCAACUUGACAAGCGCUAUGGCGCUACUUUUUCGAGUACAUAUGGUAAAUAGUAAAGAGUAUUAAUGCAAAGAGUUACAUUAGGCACCAUUCCUUCGAGGGGGGAAACAGGAGUGAUAUUUUUAACAGUUGUUGAAUGAAUGUAAUACCCUUUGUUUGCCAGAAACAUGCGAUCCCACUUGCAAGCAAGGUAAAAUGUGCAUCAAAGUGGACAAUGACUACAUCUGUGACUGCCCCACUGAGUGCGACGAGGAGGAAGAGCCCCACUGCUCUGUGUUCCUGAAGGACUAUCAAAACCUCUGCGAAGUACAUCGCCACGCCUGCAGGAUGCAAAUUAACGUUGCUGUCAAGCAUAAAGGGAAAUGCGGUACUGAUGGUUUCUAUACUCUAACCCUUUCAAGUACUGAUUAAUUUCGUUAAUAUAUAGUGAUCUAGCCACUUAAGUUAGCAGAUUGUCCUGACAGUUAACCACAUCAAUAUAAAAAGAGCAGCAAAUUCAUACUGUUUUGUUGACGAAACACAUCAGGCUUGGUAAGGGAGAAUUAUCUUCCUGUUUUCAUAUUUUUUUUUUGAACAUCAUUUACAGUUUCCUAUAAGAAUGCAGCAGCACGUCUCCUGUGAACCAAAUAGCUAAGUAGCAAUGUUUAGUUGGUCCUUCAGGGAAGAGAUUCUUGGGUCUUUCGCUGCAACAAUUUUAACAUGUUUGCGACGUCAUUUUGCGAAGGAAAAAUAUCACGCUGCGGCACAUCAAAGACAGCACCAUUAGCUCUAUCAAACUGAAUCGGUAGUUUUCCUUCUGGGCACUUUCUCAAUGCAGUUUCAUCCAAAUGCCAUGAAAGCUCGGUCCUUUUCUGGCCUCUGUGUCUCAUCAAGGAGGGGGGGGGGGGAGUGUAAUAUACCUCUUGGUGCUUCUAAAUACGGAACAUAAGUGAGGCGUAAGUCCUUUGGGUUUUCGGGGUCUUAAUUUUUGUAGUCCAGUCGAAUUACAUUUUAAGGGUUCGUCACGCUAUUUGCCAUCUUUUUAAAAAGCUACUACUUUUUUGGCAUUUUAUGAAUUCCAAAAAUAAUGGUCCAAUUUUGUUAUUCAAGACUUCAGUUAGGUAUUGAAACUGUUUGCUGUUGUCUGUUGCAAAGAAUGGCAAGAAUGGACAUGGAUUGAAACAUGAAAAAGUUGGGCAAACCUUUUCAAGUUUUCAUGCUAUGCCUACAAAAAUCACCUAAAAAAUUAUCAUGGUUAGUGCUCCCUGAUGAAAUUUGUGUGAAAUCCACUUCAUAACUCUACAGGCGCAUUUUGUGGAUGGGUAAAGGCACUGUAAGUAAUGAAUUCCGCACAUGGUUGACAUAAAACGGCCCCAUUAACCUUGUUCGCAGUAGAGAGAGUCCGCUAUAUUAUCGAAAGACUGCUUGGACAGCAUGAGUAAGAGGAAUAUUUUGUUGACAUCGCAUCUUUUUGUAGACGAUGCAAGUGGCGAGCAGAUUUCAAAACUAGCCGAUGAAUCCUUGGUUCCAACGGACCAGUGUCUGGAAGAUGAAGUGUUACAGUUCGCAGAGCGCUUUCUGGAAUGGGCUCUAAUCAACAAAGCACUUUAUGACAGCGAUGAUCCAGAUUCAGUUGACCUGAAUGCUGUAGUACUUCAAGCUCGCGAAUUUGGAAUCUCUGAAGUGGAGAAGAAAACUAUUUUGGAGGUAAAAAUCUUACUUUUAAUUUAAUGCCUAACACUGUAUAAAUGUUGGUCUCCGUCAUGAAUGAUCAGCAGGUCGUUUUUCUGCGCUUUCGGCGGCUGCAUAUGUUGCGCAGUAGGAGGGGCACUCGUGUCCCACCGAUGUGGUCCAGGCUCGAAGUUCCGUAGUCGUAGUUUGAGUUUGUGUUGAGUUCUCUUUUUUGCUCCGAAAGACGCUUCUCCAGGUACCUCGGUUUCCCGCCUUUCAAAGUAAGAAACGUACGUUACCCUUCACAUCGUUUUAAAUACUGUAACAUUUUGUACAACUUAUAUAAAUGAAAUAUUGAUUUUACUACCCGUUUUAAGCAUUAAGAUGCUGAAAUGUCCCAUGAAGUCGUAAAAAGACAUAUGAAAAGAAAUCUUGCACAAUUUACAUUAUUAAAAACUGUAUCAGUGGAUAAUGCAAUUCUAGAGCUUAGCCAUCAUGGUAUCUGAGCCAUUAUACUAUGCUCUCCAAAUAUGGUAACUGUACGCGUGUGCUCAAAAUUAAAAACAAGCUGUAAAGCGGUUUUCUUUACAAAUAAAGUCGGGAAGAAUUCUCGAUAUUUUGUGGGCGUUUUUAAUAAAACAAUUAUUCCACUCAAGCUUGUUGGAUAUGAGAUGAUUAUAGCCAACUCAUAUCCAACGCGCGCUCGUGGAGUAAUUGUUAAAUAUACCAGUCUUCGAAAGUCUUUUAAAAACGCUCUUACCUACACGGUUUGACACACACACAGAUUCAAAUUCUAAAAAUCAUGUACCAAAGGCGUCUGCUUGGCUUCAUAUUCAUUCCACUCUCUUAACUAUGUUUUGAUUUUCUUUUAGCAGCCCUUUUGAUAGCAUUUAUUACAUAGGAUUCAACACGCACGCUGCUUUGAGACAGUUCCACUUAAAUGGGUUCGUUUAUUUAAGCCUCUCACAUCGGGGGUUUGUUUACCCUUUUCACUUCCAGAAUUGGCUAGAUUCAAAAUUCGACAAAAUUCCAAAUUUCAAUAAAUACUGAAAAUACUGCUGAAGAAGUUUCAUUUCAUUUUGGAUGGUCACACUAUAAGAUUUUAUCCACAGACUCUAAAGCUAGAAUUACAGGUUUCAUUUGAAUGAUCACACCACAGAUUUGGUCCACAGACACAAAAGUUAGACCCAGAUUACACGAAUUCAUCAUUCACUAUGGGAGCAGAAUGUCGUGUCGUUCAAUUGGUAUAGGUAAUAGCAUGAUUUGUAGUGAUAUUUGGCAUAAAUACCACUCGUGAUAUUUCAAAAUUGUUAUACGUAAUUUCAUGAGCCGUUAGGCGAGUGAGAUUUGAGACAAUUUUGAAAUAUCACGAGUGGUAUUUAUGCGAAAUAUCACGUACAAGUCAUGCUAUUAUUUGUUUAUACUACAACCCGCAAAAGGUUUGUAAUUUUCAAAUAUAGAUAUUUCAAAUUAAGCUGAAAUACCACUGCUCUGAGCCAAUCAAACUGCAGAAAUUUCUCAGUUAGUAGUAUAAAGUCUGUAAUCGUACAGCGUUAUCACUCGUAUGAUUGCAGUCUUAAGUGGUCCUAACUUUGGGCCGCUACCAACUGUUUCAACUUUGAUCUUGAGGUUCAUGUCUCAGUUAGAACGUGUGGUCACAUAGUAAGUAGCUCACAGUAUUUUCAUUUUUAUUUCGUUUUCUUAGUUCCAGUUUGACCAAAUGGAUCACAACAAGGAUGAUCUUCUUCAAAAAUCUGAGGUAGACGGAAUCUUGACGCAUGUCCCUCAUGAGGAAUGCUUGUUUGGUUUUAUAAUUUCAAGUGACGCGAACAAAGAUCACGUCUUAGACAGAACUGAGUGGGAAGAAGGCUUUGCGCAUGUCGGUGAGUAUAAUCAACUUGAGUGGAAGCAGCGUGGCUGAGCGGUUAGAGCCCUGGGGUCGGUUGCUCGAAGCCUGGUUAGCGCUAACCGUUGGUUAAGAGGUAUCAAAAUGUAUAGGUUUUCCAUGGUAUUUAACGCUGGUUAGCACUAACCAUGCUUCGAGCAACCCGGGCCUGGCCGCUAGCUGGACUUUUUGCCCCUGGUCCCGAGAUCAAAUCCUCGGCCACGCUUGUAAAAUAGCCAGCCGGUCUGCGUCCUACCAGUUGGGAUUCCUCACCUUGUUACGUUCCAUUUUAAUUAUUGGUUUCAUUAUCCCUGAAAAGCUCCAUACGAGGAGAGGAUAAUCGAGUAUUUAUUUAAUUAAUUAUUUAGUUAGUUAUUUUAAGUUUCUUUGAUCUUUUAGUGCGAUUUUACUUAAGCCGUGAAAGAGAUAGUAGACUAAUACAAGCUAUCACUCUCUAAUUCCUUGUUUUCUUUGGUUUACUUGUAACUAUUUGGCACUGUUACAUACCGUUUCUCGGGUUUGUUAACACUCUAAAAUACAUACCUAUUUCUUGGUUAUCCUGCGAUCACGUCAGCCUUUCUCUCUGUAACUCUGCAAUGCAUAUCUCCCCUCCUCUCAAAAAGGAAAAAAUGAUCGCAGGUUCUAUCUGGGCGUUAUAUAACAAAACAUGGCUUUCCCUAAGAAGUAGCAAAGUAAACACGUCGUUAAAAUAAACAUCUACCAUCUAAUGCGCACUUGAAAAGAUUUUGUGGUUUAAUUUUGGAAAGUUCUAAAGGGACCAUGUUUUACGAGAAGGAAAAUAUCCAGACUUUUUAGUUUUUUACAUCUCAAAAUAUGAACAGCAUAUGGUUUGAAAAGUUGCUUAAAACUGGACAUGAUUCGUUAUGGUAGUGCCAUGCUAACUUCACUUUAACUCGGUGCACGCUUAGGCCAGGUCAGCCGAGUUCGUUGAACAACUUUACAUGUGACGAACUUAAUGCUAUGGGCAUAAUCCCUUGCUUUCGCUCAUUAGCUUUAGGUUCGUCAACUUUGGUCCGGACCUUACACAUGAAAUAGCCUGAGAAAAUGGACAACAUCUCGCGACACCACCACCAGUUUUCCCGCGAACUGACACUGAGGAAUGAGUGUUGAAAUUCAAUACUGAUGACGUGUCACUAUCCAGAUCUGGGUAGUGCUUCUGAUUGGUCGUGCUGCCAGGGAAAUUUGAUUCAACCAAUCAGAAGCAGACUCAUACCUGGGUAGACAAACGUCAUCAGUAUGGGGUUUCUGCGCUCAUUUCUCACCAGUGGUUGCGUCGCGAAAUGUUGGCUGUUUUCGACUCAGGACACACUAAUGAACUCGGACCGGGAUGACAGACUCGACCUGCCCACGGUGUACCACUUCCUUUUGAAUCAUGUGAUCAUAGGGGGUCACACAAUUCCUACUACCUUCUCAAAAAGCGACGCAGUUGGCUGAAGGGACUCAGUCCGGUUUACGGUCAAGUCGCCCGAAAUCAGAGUUAUGUCGCCCGAAAUUUCUAGUCACGUCGCCCGAAAUUCUGAGUUAUGUGGCUCAGCAUUUCGGGCGACUUAACUCUUGUUUCGGGCGAGAUGACGUUUGUGCGACUUGACCAGUUACCCUCAGUCCAAAUAUAUUAAGUGUGUUCAGUGCCUCAAGACGCUCUGAGUUAGGAAAUAUGGCAAACAAUGCAUGCACGAUUCCAAAUUCCGCUUCAUCUAACACUAAUUUAUAUUCCUUCCAGAAAGCGUAGCCGAGGAUGUGCUUAUUCCCUAAACAUUUAUCGCCUUCCAUUAUCACCGUCAUCUUCCUCAGGAAUUCGUCCAAACACACGGGUUACGUUGGUGAAAAAGAACAGAAGGACUGUACAUUUAAUUAAACUGUAGUAAAUACGACUUUUGCAAAUAGUUAUUAAAGAAUGGCUUAAGUGUUUUGAAAGCUUUUCACCAGCAUAUAAUAUAUGUAAAUUUCAUGCCUACAAAGUUGGCGCAAUUUAGAUAAGAAAAAGAAAAGAAUCGCGCCGAUAAGGUAUAAACGAUGGCUUUGCAAUAUCUGUAAAAAUUUAGAAAUCUGAAUUAGAUAACUAAUACAACUAAAGAAUUAUGUUGGCUCAUUUUUGGCGUUAGAAGACGUACUAGAUUAGUAGUGUCUUCUGUGUUCACCGGUGUGACAAGCUAGGAUAUUGCUGUUGAUGAAUUCUAAGAGAAGUCGCUUUUACUCCGAUGAGAGUCAAACAGAAGUGUAUAAAGGUGAAGCACAGGCUCAGAAAACUUGAUACACGGAUCAUUAUUCAUCUGAGAAAAAGCUAGACCGGCAAUUCACCUUCGCUAUAAAUUCUGUACUUUCGCUUCAAAUUGAGGCGGAUUUCCACUGUCUUGUAAUUUUACGUGCGUACGCGCGCAAAUAAAAUCGAGGCAAUUAAUGUAUGAAAGGCCGUCGAAAACGUAAAAUUUGCGCGAGGUUCAACCUUUACGCGCGACGUUCUUACAUAUUUGCCUCCAUUUUUUUCACGCGCGUACGCACGUAAAAAUUAAUUGACAGUGGCAAUCCACUUAUAGACGGAUAGUGUCUAUCUGUAGUACUAGAUUUAGAAUUAGGUGGCAAAAUUCGUCUUCUACUUCUUAAACUUUAGGACUGUUGACAAAAAGAUCAGCUGAGGGUGGAUAAUAUAUCUAUGGUAUCCUGUUCGUAAAUUAACCCUAUAUUUAAUAACCGAACCGAACAAAUAUAGCCAAUGAAACCUUAAUCCAGCUGAUUUGUCUUAACGGUAUAAUAACUGCAUCCAGUUUGCUUUGGAAAUCGUUGUUGCCACUAAAGGUGGAGUUUAUAGAGAGAACGUACUUUGCGUUAGAAGUAAUGUCCCUUGUAAUAGCUUUUGGAAGCCGUCAAUUGCAGUUGUGUGCAAUGAACAUGUCCUGCAAAUUCCAAUGACAGCUGCAUGGUCGAUUCUGUUCAUUUUCCACACAAACUUAAUUAUUGCUUCAGAAUGUGAGCAUGUUUCCUGAAAAAGGGGUAGUUCACACCAACUUGUUCAUCAAUUUUCUGUAUUUUAAAACUCUACACUUAGAAUUGGCAACACAAUAGCCCUCUAUUAAUUAAAUAUCACCCAAAUAACUAACAAAUACAAUUCUGAUUCGCAAUAGAAUUAUUAAAACUUUCAUAACAAUCUGAGAUAAACUUUUAAAAAUGGGAGGAACGUUUUUUAUGUCACUCCACUGAGUUUUGUCUGGUCAAAUAUUGAUAUUGUAAAACCCAGCGCUAUGAUCAGAUAGUGCCAAAAUCGCCUCAGUAAAAUUGUGUGUAACCACAACAUUUAAGAGACUACUAGGUAAAAAAAAAAAAUUAAACAAAGCAUGCAUGUGUGAUAUAAUAUUUAUGUCAAAGGCGUGCAUGAGAAUAUGCUCUCUUUUUAUUUAAGAGUUAUCUGUAGCAUUUUUUUACUGCUUGCCUGCAAUCUGCACAACUGAAAGCUUUAAGAGUUAGAAGGUCAUCACCAUAAGUUUCCUCUUGAUUAAAUUUCAUCUCUAGUUUAAAAGAUUACUGAUGCCUUUUUCUUCUUUUCAUCUCCCCACUUAGGAUUAUGCUCUAAAUACAAAUUAAAUAAGACGGUUUGGCAGAUUUGAUCUAGGGAAAAAUAAAAAUUAUUCUGUAAUCUUUGAGUGUUUUCAAAUUAAACUGUUGUUUUUGUUCAGCGGCAAUGUUAAUGUAGCUGCCAUAGUUUCGUUACUGAAGAAAAUUGUAGCAUAACAGCUGCAAAGACAUUGAUAGGGUAUUGAGGACAGCAGGGGUCAAGUUUAAAGUGCAACCUCAAUAGAUUUCUAAUAUAAUAUAGUAUAAAAUAAAAUAGAGGAUAUUACAUGGCUGAACGGAGAUACGAAAUAUCUCUUCGAGUGUUGAAAAAUAUUUCACUCGUUCGCUGCGCUCACUCGUGAAAUAUUUUUUUAACACGAGAAGGGAAAUUUCAUAUCUCCAAGCAGCCAUGUAAUGUUCUAUUUAUUAUAUAAACACCAAUGAAAUACCAAACCAUUUCACUUUAAUGGUUUUUUGGUGUGAAAGGCGUGAUUUAUGAUGCAGCCAUAGCAACGGUGAUAUUUUCACAUGUGAAGAUAACAUGUUAUUUUCACAUGUGAAGAUAUCAAGUUUUCAUGCGAAAGCUCACCUGGUAUUUUAUUGGUGUUUAUAUAAUAAAGUAAAGUUAACUUUUGCAAAAACAUUAGUCUUCUUGUACGUGUAUACACAUGCCAAACCAUUUGAUACUGGAUUUUUGCCCAAUUUUUGUAUGAUCUCAUUGGCUAGGAAGGGGGAGAGUUCCAGUUGCUUUUAAGCUUACAAUAUUAUUUUGGAUUUUUAGCAUAAUUAAAUUAAUGUGACAGUUGUAGUGUCUUUAAGUCUGCAAAACUGUCUGAGCACCUGUGACCAGGUGCUAAGUUAGGCUAGGUGUCAAAAUGCUAAAGUACACAGGUGUGUACCCAGUUGUGUUGAACUAGCUAGUGUGAACUGAAUUUAAUAAAGCUGCUAUUUAUCUCUAAUGUGACGAUUUUUUGUUUUAAAAAAACUGAAAUUAAUGUUCGCCAUUGUAAUAUAAUAAUCUGAUUGGUUUUCACGCACUUUGUCAUCGCCAAUUCAUCACGAUCGGAGUCAUAUCAGGGAGUAUUUUUUGCACAAAUGAUGUCAUGUGCCAUGCGUCAUGAGGUCAUUAUCAUCCCUUCCCUAUCAAUUCUCAAUAUUUAAAGACGUGGGGGGUUGACAGCCCUGGUUAAGCACUUGUCUUGUACAUACUACAAGAGUGAGAUCAGCCAAGUGCUUUGAGAUGGAGCCUUCAAUUUUAUGUUCCUUUUCUGGGAAGAACAUCAUUGGAGACCCAGGAGCUGUCAGUAGGUUAAUUUGGAAGAAAUGCUGCAACAAAGGUUUUUAAGGAUAGGGAAGUACCAGUCUCCCUGUUCUUAAACACUUUAAUCGUGCUGUUUCUCCCACUGAGUUGACUGAGUCUGCCCCCGAGUCUCCAAUGAUGGAGAAGUCUGGAAUGUCUAACCAUUAUCUCAAAACCCUGAGGCCUGGCCGGGAAACCAAUCCUGGUUCUGUGGAUACAAAGCCUGGAACUCAACCAAAUGUUUCUGAGCAGUUCCUAAUUUGCAUGUGCAGGUGUUCUUCACUUUGAUGAAUAUAAAAUCAGUUUAAAAAGUAUUUUUCAGACUUGCUAACAAAUUAAAAAGAUGCCAGAAACCCUCACUCUUUUAGAACCAUUUCUACAGAUUUGACAUUAUCAUGCACCGCUAGGGCAGAUCCCAGACAUGUGAGUCAGCCCAGGGGGGUGGAGAGUAUGAGACCUUGAUUGCACAGCUGUAAUACUGGGGUGGGGUCAAUAUAUGGGAGGGGUGGAGGUUUCAAAUACUUUGAUGAUCUCGGAUGGAGAUCUUAAAGAUGAAGUUUAAACGUUAAGAGGAAUCAACUAGAAAACCAUGUUCCUUCUCCAUAAAACCAGAGGGGCCUGCAAAAGGAUUAAGUGCAAGUUUUGAAAGCGAGUAAACCAGGUUGCUCAUGAAUAUCUCUUAAAUUUCCCACUGAUCACUGGCCGGGGGCAUUAGAAUGUCGUUUGUACAAAUUUUCUUGCUCUUUUUUGCCAAGUAACAUGAAGUAAGAAGCAUAGAUUACAAUAAUUAAUAUAUACAACCAUUAUUGUUAUAUUAUGGGCAUUAAAAUAUCAUUUUUGGUCUGGAAGAUGAAAAAAAAAGAUGGAAGAUGAAAAAAAACCUCAAAUUCCAACACUGUGGAUUAAAACUAGCAGGGUUUCCAAAGCCGGUUUUCGUUACCUUUUCUCCAUGUCUGUAUCAGUAAUAUCUUUCUCUUCUCAAGCAACAGGUCUAAGUAGUAACUGAAGUAUAGCUACUCCUGCUUUCUCCCUUUUUGAAGCCGGUUUUGCCUGGCUAUUACUAUUCACCUGAGAACCGCUGGUUCAAUGAACUAAGGUCGCUCACGCCACAGACCUCCGCGUGCGAAUCGUUCACGAAGACGAACGUUUCGACAGAAAACUUGGACCAUCUUUUGAUUUUACUGUGGAGGGAAAACAAAUUUAACUUCGUUCCUGAUGAAAAGGAAGUUGACUACGAAACGUAUGAACAGUGUAUCAGCUAUCCUCCCCGUCAGAUGUUAUUAGGGGUUCGUCACGCGAUUGUCUGCGGGGGGAGUCUAUGUAUCAGCCUUUUUUUUUUUUUAAUGCUUUUUUUUUUUUAUUUUGUGGGAAAGAGGGGGGAAUACGCGAAAAAAUAGGGGAAUAUCUCAACCCAAUUUUAAAUAAAUAAAAAGGAGGGGAAAGAGAAAAAAAGAAGGAAAAAAAAAUUAAAGGUAACCCAGACGGGAUUGAAACACCCGCCGUCCUUUAGCAUUUUUUUUUUUUUUAAUGCUUUUUUUUUUUUAAUUUGUGAGAAAGAUGGAGGAAUACGCCGAAAAAUAGGUGAAUAUCUCUACCCAAUUCUGAAUCAAUAAAAAGGAUGUGAUAGUGAAAAAAAGGAGGAAAAGAAAAUUUAAUGUGACCCCGACGUGAUUCGAACACGCAGCCUUCUGAUCUGGAGUCAGACGCGCUACCAUUGCGCCACGGAGUCCCGGAUAAGAAAAAUUAGCUUUAUUUUAUGUUUUUGAAUCUUUUUUUAAACAUGGCGCAGGGCAUGGCGUUUCCUUUCCAAAGGCCAAAGUCGGUAAAGGGAAAUAAGAGAAGGAAAUGAUUCUCAUAUGUUUAUCUGAGUAACUGUCUGCAAAGGUUCGGAUAAAAUCUGAACUCAUUUAAAAAUCAGACAUAAAACAAAACACAUAAGAAGUUGUCACGGUAAAUUUCACUUCCGGUUGUCGCCGUCGAGUGCACAACAAGGCGGGAAAUAUCGACAUUUUCUCUAGAUUUUCGACAGCUAUCUCUAAUCAGUCCGUCUUGUCCAAAAGGCCAAGCUGAUGUCGUGAACCCGUGAAAACUUUCAGUUUCGAUUUUGUCCCUCGCUGCUGAUAAAAAGUCAGCUGAAAAAGAAUUCUUAACAUUUCCGAGACAUUUGUAUUGCCUUCGCACAAAUCCAUAAGUGAACUUUUUCUACCAUGGAUAGUCACCGACGCAUCCGUUUUCUGCAAUUCUGGGUUCAUUGUAAAGCUAAAUAAUUUUGGACAUCAUAUGGUUGCUCUAUAGUUUUUUCUGUCCUUCGGCUUAGGAUUUUAAUUUGGAAACUGAAAGCAACUUAUCUUAGAUGGGCUCAGGCUUUUGUGAACGUUUACUGUUGGGUUUACUCGUGGAUAAUUCCUCUGCUUUUAAAAAAUGGAAGAAACAACCAAUAGACACAACAAUAGCUACAAGAAACGUAUUUUAGUAUUAGAAUUAUAUAUUUAUCGUUUUGAAAUAUGUACAUUAUUUUAGGCUGUAUCUUAAUGUAACGUUUUCAAAAAUUUCAAGAUUUCACUAAAUCCCCAGCUUGCAGCUUUCUAUGGCCACCGCCUGUUACUCGUUCCCGUUGUUGCCUCAGCGAGGAGGAGCGAUGUUCGUAGGCCUACAAAAUCCUUCGUUUCCUGGGUGACUGCAGAAAGUCUACUUUUUCCCCAGCCCCACUAUCUCUGAGUCCUUAGGUUCGAUCGUGGACAAAUACCCGCAGUUCUCGCAGGUGACCGAAAUUAGGUCAAAUAACGAAGGAGCAAAAGGGAAGAUAUUCAGUUUAAUAAUACUGAAAUGAACUGAGGAAUUUGGUAACUGUGGAUUCGUGUGAGAAUUAGACGCGAUUUAUCACUGUAAACACACGAGAGCCUAGUGAGGUUUUGGAAAAUCACCAGUCAAACAACUUAGAUGCAAUUUCAGUAUUAAGCCUUAAAUUUUUUUAUUCAAACAGUCUGUUUAGUUUUCUUGUAGUAUAGCCAGUUUCAGACGGUGUUUCCCUGCGGGAAAUUUCUUCAUUUAAUUUGGAAAAUCGUCAGACGUGCUUGAUGUCAACAGAUAAAUUUUAUUCUACCUGUCAAAAAAACUUCAGCUGUAAUGACAAAAAUAGCAAGUGAGCUAAUCAAUAUGCUACUAAGCCAGCUUCGAUAGGCGCUCAUUAAUAUGAAACUGCGUUCAAAAACUACACAUUCAAGUUCUAACCUGCUUUGCGGCGUCCUUAGCGCUGUCUGUCGAUUCACAAACACUAUAUAAGUAUUUGCGAGAAAACAGAGAACGCUACAUGAGGUAAGGUACACACCUUUGCGUGUGCAACGAUAACUAAAGAGUCUAAACAAUCUAAAACGCCGCUGUAUAUGUCAACUUUUCCUUCAAGGUAGGAGACCACACAACCAAUGGGGGAGAAAUUUUUUCAUCUUAGUGUCGUUACCUAGAAGCCGGAGGCAAAUUUACAAGUCGAUUUUAGCGGUGUGGCAAGCAAACAAAAUUGUAUUGUCUACCAUAUUUAAUAGCGUCCUCGCAGGUACUUAAUCGCUUUGGUAAUACGGUACAGGAUUUAGCUCAAGAUUUUGCAAGGAUCUGAGCAACUGAACUCUACUCAAGAGGUUUCUCCAUCGCAAAUGUAGCUUGACUCAGUCCAAGGAGCACUUGGACAGAUGAAGCAUCACUCGACUUGUUCUAUUAACCAUUUCGUCCAAAUUUCCGUGAAUUCUGAGACACUGAGCUUCUGCUAAACUCAAUAUCUCUAAACUGUACUGUAUAGCGGAGUUGAUUCUGCAUUCCCUUACAGUUCGUAGAGGAAAAUUUUACCAUGAGUUAUUACCAACAAACGUCUUUUCAACCAGCGCAUUACUAUCCAUCAAACGAUCCUGUAGCUGGUGGAACUUUUCAAAGGGAAUUCCCUCCGCCAAAUUCAAGGGUGUACCUGGAUCAGCCCUACCACCCAUAUCCCAUGGUAGCCCCGCAAACUACAGUGUUCGUUUACGACGAUCAUCCCGAUUUUCGUCAAAGGGACCAAGGCUUAUUAGCUGCAUUGUGUACCGCAUGCUUGUGCUGUUGGCUCCUACCACCUUUUCCUACAUGGCAUUGUUAA